Messenger RNA from Aphanomyces invadans, 345 nucleotides. RefSeq lists its product as hypothetical. Gene Ontology annotation, molecular function: dynein light intermediate chain binding; dynein intermediate chain binding. Gene Ontology annotation, cellular component: dynein complex. Gene Ontology annotation, biological process: microtubule-based process. The record is from RefSeq and is a predicted model, not a curated record. The transcript has a single exon. The coding region runs from base 1 to 312 and encodes 103 amino acids. Lineage: Eukaryota; Oomycota; Saprolegniomycetes; Saprolegniales; Verrucalvaceae.
AUGGGCGAGGCACCAAGUUGGCAGCACAUGUGGGGCGCACGAGUGAAGAUGCCGUGCGAUAUGGAAGACGACGUUCUCGAAGAUGUGAUCAAGACAGUGACCAAGCGACUCAGCCAAUAUGACACGGAGGAGUGGGAAAAGAAGGGACUUCAGGUGUGCGAAGAUAUUCGAGACCACUUGGACAAGAGAUGGGACCCGCAUUGGGUCGUGUGCAUCGGUCGCAACUUUGGUUCGUACGUGACACAUGUGACACGGCAUUUUGUCUACUUCUACUACAACGAAAAGGCCAUCCUGGUGUACAAGGCAGGGUAGGGUCACUCGUCAAUAUUACGACUACAUUUCCUC